Emiliania huxleyi CCMP1516 is the source of this 1506-nucleotide messenger RNA. RefSeq lists its product as hypothetical. Gene Ontology annotation, molecular function: protein binding. Lineage: Eukaryota; Haptophyta; Isochrysidales; Noelaerhabdaceae. The transcript has 2 exons. The coding region runs from base 1 to 1506 and encodes 501 amino acids. The record is from RefSeq and is a predicted model, not a curated record.
AUGGCGUCACAACCCACGGAGCAAAGCCUGCUCAGACCGGGCAAGGAGGAUGACAAGACGCGCACAUACUUCCGUACCCACACCGUUGCGCUGGGGAUUGCUGCAUUCUUCGGUCUGGGGAUUGCUGCAUUCCUCGUCGUGGGCGGCAUCCUUACGUUUCUUCCACGCAACAGCACAAAGGUGAUGUGGAGCGGCAAGAACGGGGAUGCAAUGCGGUCGGGCCACUCGUCCGCGUUUUCGGGACCAACGUCGUUGGCCAAGGCGGCGUGGACUUACCAAUAUCCAGGCCUACCCUACCUGGCCGACGACUACGAGUCGCCGCUCGUCGAUGCGGACGGCAAUGUCUUUGUGGGCGAGGCCGUGGGCACCGUCCUCAAGCUCUCGGCGAACGGCGCCGUGCUGUGGAGGAAAGACCUCGGUGCUGGCGGCUUGGCGACGCCCGCGCUCGACUACAGCGACGCCCACGGCAAGCUCCUCCUCUACAUCACCCCGUUGGUGGGAGGCCGUAUGCUUGCGCUCGACGCGUCCUCUGGAGCCGUCGUGCUCAACGUUACCUACGGGAGGGGCACCACCGGACAAGGCGACGGCUGGUCCGUCGGGGCGGCGGCAGGUGUGGUCGUGGUCAGCGGCUUGGCUGCCGAUGCGCCCAUGGUCCGAGGGAUGGUUAGCACGCCCUCCGUCUUCGCACUCAACGCGUCGACGGGUGCCCCCGUCUGGGGCUUCUCCGCGUUCGAAGGCCCCGCCUCCCUGAGCAACGGCAGCUACGGGCCGUACAACUUCCUGCCGAUCAUCGUCGUCGACGACAAGCCGCGGCCGUCGCUGCUGUACGAGACGGCCGACGGCGCGGUGGUCAAGCACGACCUCUGGCGUGGCGACGUGCUCUGGCGCCUCGCGCCGCCCCUGGGCGGCGACAACCAGACGACGACCACCGCCGGCUGUGCGAUGGCAAGCGAGCCCGUCGGUCGGCGGAUGCUCGUGUGCGUGUCGAAUGUGGGCUACAGCUCGCAAAUCAUGUCCGCUCUGAGUCUCGAGCUGAACGGGGUGAUUCGCGCGAUCGACGUGGCGAGCGGCCACGUGGUGUGGCAGACGUACACCGAGUUCUUCGGUGAGGCCGCUCCCGCCAUCGCCCACGGCCGGGUCUACGUGGGUCUGCUCGGAUUCUCGACGUCCAAUGUGAUGACGCCGGGCCACAAGGGCAAUAUGACCGCCCUCAACGCGAGCACGGGGGCGAUUCUUUGGCAGACGCCCACGCACGAGAAUCCGACCAUGGGUGCGGCCAGCUGCGUUCCAGACACGUUCAACAACGCCGCAGUCGGCGCUGAUGGCACCGUCUACUUUGGCUGGUGGGGUGGGUACGUGUAUGCAGUCGACGGGAAGACUGGCACGAUCCUGAGCUCCUUUCAGACCCAGAGCGGCAUCCAAGGCGCGCCAGCCAUCGGCGACGGCGUGGUCUACUUCUCGACUUGCGAGCACCUCUACGCCUUCAAAAAGGACACACCGCCAUGA